AUGUUGGAUUAUAGAUCUUAUGAUAUUAAAUAUAUUUUAUUAGUAUAUUGUCAUUUUAGAUUAAGUCAAUACUUUGACAUUUAUUUAAAUGAUGAACUAAUAAAUAUUGUUUCGGAAGAGGAUUCCUUGGAAAAUUUUUCAAGUGGAAAAGUUGAAUUUGUAUUUGUUGAAAAUAAAAUAAGAAAAAGAAAACUUCCAAAGAAUACUGGUUAUUGGAAACAAAAUGGUACUGAAACAUCUGUCCAAUGUUCUAAUUUACCAGAAAAUAUUGUUGGAACCAAAAGAACUUUAACUUUAACAAAUAAUCAAGAUGAUAAAAGAUUUAAACUCUGGGAAUAUUGUCUUCUUACUCAAAAUAAUCAAAUGGGAUAUUGUGUUUUAAUUCGUCAUUAUUUACGUGAUCAAGAUACUAGUAAAGUUCAAACUCAAAGAUACAUUUCUGGGAAUGUUAAAGUUAGUAUCAGACCAAAUCAAAAUAACCUUUAUUUCAACAAAUGUAAUUUUGUUAUCGACGAAAAGGAUUUUGAAGUUAUUGACUCAAUUCAUUACUUUUUAAAAGUUAAUAAUUUUUCAUUUGAUGAUGUUUAUUUCUAUGAUAAUUCAUAUCAAAAUGAAUCAAAUAAUAAUAAUAACAAUAAUAAUAAUAAUAAUAAUGGUAUUAUUGUAAUAAAUAAUAAUAAUAAUAAUAAUAAUAAUAAUAAUAAUAAUAAUAAUAAUAAUAAUAAUAAUAAUAAUAACAAUAAUAAUAAUAAUAAAAACAAUAGAAAUAAUAGAAAUAAUAAUAGUAAUAAUAUAAAUCAAUUAAUUUGUAUAAAUAAUGAAUAA
Dictyostelium discoideum AX4 is the source of this 825-nucleotide messenger RNA. RefSeq lists its product as hypothetical. The transcript has 3 exons. Gene Ontology annotation, molecular function: DNA binding. Lineage: Eukaryota; Evosea; Eumycetozoa; Dictyosteliales; Dictyosteliaceae. Bases 1 to 825 code for a protein of 274 amino acids. The record is from RefSeq and is a predicted model, not a curated record. Gene Ontology annotation, biological process: chromatin remodeling; regulation of DNA-templated transcription.